This is a messenger RNA of Kuraishia capsulata CBS 1993, 1953 nucleotides long. RefSeq lists its product as uncharacterized. NCBI's taxonomy places the organism in Eukaryota, Fungi, Ascomycota, Pichiomycetes, Pichiales, Pichiaceae. Gene Ontology annotation, cellular component: Sec62/Sec63 complex. The record is from RefSeq and is a predicted model, not a curated record. Gene Ontology annotation, biological process: SRP-dependent cotranslational protein targeting to membrane; post-translational protein targeting to endoplasmic reticulum membrane. The transcript has a single exon. Bases 1 to 1953 code for a protein of 650 amino acids. Gene Ontology annotation, molecular function: transmembrane protein transporter activity; RNA binding.
AUGUCGCAGUCCAGCUACGUUUAUGAUGAGAAUGCUGAGACUUGGCCGUAUUUUGCAUUGACGGUGCUGCUGGUACCGCUGGUGCCGGCCACUGUUUCAUACGUGGCCUCGACGGUGUCCAGGAAACAAAGCGACUCCGAUUCGCCUUCCCAGUUGGAGUUUAAGCCUUACAAUUCGGAAGCAUUGAUCAAAUACAAGACCAAGAAGUCGAAGAACAAGGUGUUCAAUAAGAAGCUGCUUUUCAUAGUGAUCGGUUGGUUAUUGACGGCUUAUGUCAUCUUCAAGAUCAAGACUGGCACCAUAAUUGCUGACCCCAAUGCGUUUGAUCCGUACGAAAUAAUGGGUGUGGCCGCCAGCGCGACUGAGAAGGAAAUCAAGUCCAAAUACCGGAAACUCUCGCUUGUUUUCCACCCGGAUAAGCUCGCAAAGGAAAUGUCUGAAGACGACAAGGCCGAUAUGGAGACCAAGUUUGUCCGCAUCAAUAAGGCCUACAAGGCGUUGACUGACGAGGUUACCAGGGCCAAUUAUCUGAAGUAUGGUCAUCCUGACGGUCCGCAGGCGGUGUCUCAUGGAAUUGCGCUCCCACAGAUCUUGAUCGAGGGCAAGUUGUCCCCAGUGCUAGUGGUGGUGUAUGUUUUUGUGAUUGGUGUAUUGUUACCUUACUAUGUUGGCAAGUGGUGGAGUGGAGUCAAGUCUUACACGAGACAAGGUCUUCAUGUUGAUACUGCUGCCACAUUUUUGGAGACACUGAUUAACUACAAUCCGUCUGUGAUCACCAAGGUUGACGAUGUGCUGGAAUGGAUAAGCACUGCCAAAGAGUAUGAGCUUCAGCAUCCUGAUCUUCUGCCAGAAGACAUUUAUUCGUUGCUACAAGCCCAUAUAAAUAGAGAACCCGUGAAGGAUGAACUGCUCAAGAUUGAGGUAAUUGCUGUCGCACCAAAGUUGCUGAUGGGACUCAUAGACAUCGCCUCAGGUUUCAGACACACGGAGAUCUGUACGAAGGCCAUUGAAACUCAUAGAGCACUUGUUCAAGCCAUCAAUCCUGUCAACACCACCCAACAGGCCAUUUUGCAAUUGCCCAAUGUGGAGAGAUCGAAGAUUGACUCCUCGUCCCCGGUUCACACUUUGGGCAAACUGUUCACAUUGCCAAAGGAAAAGUGUGCGCAGUUUCUUGGAAUUGACGCAACUUCCGAUACAUUCAAGGAAACCCUUGCCGUUGCAUCCAGAAUUCCAACCCUCAAGGUCUUGUCGGCUGAGUUCAAGGUUCCGGGUGAGACGAUUAUCCCUCCAAAUUCUAACAGUCACAUUUCCUUGAAACUGCUCGUCAAGUCGCCUUCUAAUAAGGGCGAGUGUGCUCUUGAUGAGUCUCUUUUGCAGGAUGAUCUGAGCAUGGAACAUCUGAGAGAUCCACUUAAGGUGAUGAACGAGCAGCCACUCCUGCGAAACCCUACUGCUCCUUUCUUCCCGGAGGGCGAGUUUCAGUACGAAAACAACGGCUGGGUUGCAUUGCUCGUGUUGCAGAGAGACAACAAGUUGGGAGAGAUACCUCAGAAGGUGACGAGACUGGAUACAUCAAACGUGAAUUUGUCGCAAGAGGCGUACAAAGACGGAAGGGAUGCCAUUGUCAACUCGUUCAAGAUGACGGUCCUAGCUCCUACCCCAAAAGAAGUAGGCAGAUACCACUUUAGACUGAUGUUGCGGUCGCUGGUGUACUACGGCGUGGAUGUAGACAUCCCACUGGUAAUGGAGGUGGUGGAUCCUCCAAUUGAAGAGGUUGUUGAGGACAACUACGGUCUCGAGGCACCGGAUGAAGACUCUUUGGCCGGUGCUAUGGCCCAGCUCAGAGGUGAAAAAGUGAAGAAGGUGUUUGAUGAGGAGGAUGACGAGAGCGAUUACGAUGAAGAUGAAGACUUCAGUGAUAUAAAUACAGACACAGAAGACGAGGAGGAGUGA